CCCCCCCCCCCCCCCCCCCCCCCCCCCCCCCCCCCCCCCCCCCCCCCCCCCCCCCCCCCCCCCCCCCCCCCCCCCCCCCCCCCCCCCGCGCCCCCCCCCAGUACUGAUAAGAGGAUUAUAUUAUUUGAAAGUGAAACUAAAUAUUUUUUUAUCUUUUCAGGUAUAUCAUCUACGAUAAAGGAUUAUCAUUUACCGGUAAUUCGUCGUUAUUUUCUUAAUGAUUUAUUACCCAAAUAUAAAUUACACGAAUAUUAUACAAUAAAUGUUGAAAAAACGGUAGAAGAAUUUCGAAAAUUAUUAUCAACACUAGAAUGUCCACUUGUACCUUAUAGUGAAGAAGAUCAUUUAAUUCAAAUUAAACAUGGAAAUUAUGAACGAUUGAAAUCAACAGUUGAUUUAAACUUGGCUGCUCAAGUUUAUUAUUAUAAACGUUCUGGUCCAUCAUCGAGUGACGAUAUCGAACAAGCAUGUGAAUCACUCUGUGAUCGCCUCGCCUAUUUAAACCAUAUAAUUUAUGAUAAAAUUCAAGAGCAUUUAGUUCGAGCUGUGGACAAUACAUUGGCUGCAUGCCGAUAUCAUUUUUUUGCCUACGACGGUCCAAAUUUUGAACGUAUCACAUUGCAAACACCGUUUGUUGGCAAUUAUUUUGCUUAUCCAAAUGGUGAAUUUAAACAUCCAGAUGAAAUUCAAAAACUAAUUGAAACGGAUGCUACAUAUCAGUCGUAUUGUAUGGCGCACAAUGGAUGGGUAAUGAAUGAUGAUCCAUUAAGAAAUUUUGCCGAAGAAGGUCAAGAUGUUUAUUUACGGCGAGAUUUAUUGCAAUGGUCGGAUAUUAUUAAAUUAAGAUUUGGGCAAAAAUAUGAAGAUUCACCGGCAUUAUGGGAUUAUAUGAAAGAAUACACAAGAUUAGUAGCAACAACGUUUCACGGAGCAAGAUUAGAUAAUUGUCAUUCAACACCAUUGGUUGUAGCGCAGACAUUGAUGGAUUAUGCUCGAGAAUUAAAUCCAGAAUUUUAUAUAUUAGCAGAAUUAUUUACGGGUAGUGAUCAAACAGACAUAUUAUUUGUAAACAAAUUAGGCAUCAAUUCACUUGUCAGAGGCCGUUUAACUGCUCGUUUUGGUGGUGAUCCAAUCGGUUCAUUUUUUCAACCAUCUAUUCGUCCAAUAUUACCGCAAAUGACACAUUCGUUUUAUUAUGAUCAAACCCACGAUAAUCCGUGCCCCAUCGAACGUCGCAGUGUGCAAGAUGUGCUACCUCGUUCGGCUUGUGUAGCAAUGUCAUGUUGUGCCAAUGGAUCAAACAGAGGCUACGAUGAACUUGUACCUCAUCAUAUUGAUGUUGUUCACGAGCGACGUUUCUAUCCUAAAGGAGGCAAUGGCGAACAAGAGUCAAAUGAAUCAACUGGUUUGAUACCGGCGAAGUUAAUAUUCAAUAAAUUACAUUAUACAUUAUGUAGGAAAGGUUAUGAUCAGAUGUUUGUUGACCAACUUUCAACCGCGGUACUAGUUAUAACUCGUCAUAAUCCACAUAACCAUCAAUCUUUGAUUCUUGUUGCGCAUACAGCAUUUUGGCAACCAAAAGAUACUUGGGAACAAAUUAAACCAUUGUAUAUUAAUGGUCAUAUCGACGAAGUUUUGUAUGAAAUGACUAUAUCUCAUCCAAAUGGUGCUGCCGCUGUCAAGAAUUUUGAACGUUCAAAAUCCUAUAUCAAUGGUUUACAACAAGUAGCAAUACAGAUUCAUGAACAUCUACCCGUUGAUCAAAGUCAGUGUGUUAAUUUGCGUUCGUCAAAUCGACGAGAAGACAAUAAUGAUCGUCAUAUUACAUUUGAUAAACAUUUUCCACCUGGUACUGUAAUUUGUUUUAAAGUAUCGUUACUUCAAAAUGUGCAAAAUGCCAUUUUUGAAAUACGAAAAAGUUUAAAUGAAUUUACAACUGGAAAUUUUACAAGUGAAUUUCAACAAAUUGUUAAUAAGUUAACAUUGCUCGAUUUAAAUCGUGUACUGUAUCGUAAUUCAAGUGAAGAACAAGCUGAUGGAUUCGGAAUUGAUGUUUAUGAAAUACCGGAAUAUGGUAAACUAGUUUAUUGUGGUUUACAAGGUUUUAUGUCUGUAUUAGAAAAAAUUCGUUUAUCAAAUGAACUGAAACAUCCGCUAUGUCGACAUUUAAAAGAUGGUCAUUGGUGCUUAGAUUAUAUUUCAUCUCGUCUAAUAAAACAUCGUGGUACACAAGCAAUUGGUCAAUGGUAUGAAAAAUGCUUUCGACAGUUGAAACGUUUACCAAAACAUUUGGUACCCGUUUAUUUUGAUUUAAUUAUCACUGGAUCAUAUACUGUUUUAAUUGAACAUGCAUGGAAAUUAAUGGGAUCAUUUGUACAAAAUGGUUCAACAUUUGUAAGAGCUCUCUCAAUGGCUAGUGUCAUACUUUGUGGAUUAGUUAAAAACGCACAGCUACCAGCAUUAUCACCAAAUUUAAAAGAACCUAAACCAAUUGAAUUAACCGAUGAUCAAACACAAUUAAAAUAUCCAUUAUGUCCAACAUUGGGUGCUGGUUUACCUCACUUUUCAGCUGGUGUGUGGCGAAAUUGGGGACGAGAUACAUUUAUUGCAUUAAGAGGACUCAUGUUAGUAACGGGAAGAUUUCAAGAAGCGAGAUAUUUAAUACUCGGGUACGGUCAAUGUUUACGUCAUGGUCUCAUACCCAAUUUAUUAGGUGAUGGUCGUAUAGCACGUUACAAUUCAAGAGACGCUGUUUGGUGGUGGUUAUAUUCGAUUGGAGAAUAUAUUCGUAUGUCACCUCAUGGAAGCGAAAUUUUAGAAGAUAAAGUUAGUCGUUUGUAUCCGACACAUGAUUCACAACCACAGCCACCUGGUUUAUAUGAUCAACCUUUACAUGCUGUUAUACAAGAGGCCCUAUUAAGACAUGCACAAUCGUUGACAUACCGUGAACGUGAUGCUGGCUUCAAUUUAGAUAUGGAUAUGUCAGAUGAAGGAUUUAAUAAUCAACUUGGAGUGGACUUUGAAACCGGUUUUGUUUAUGGUGGAAAUGUGCACAAUUGUGGGACGUGGAUGGACAAAAUGGGAUCGAGUGAUAAAGCUGGAAACAAAGGAAAACCCGGUUCACCUCGUGAUGGUUCAGCUGUUGAAUUAGUCGGUUUGUGUCGUGCCACACUUAAAUGGCUCAUUGAAGAAAAUAAAAAAGGUCAUUAUCCGUAUGACGGUGUUAAAAUUUCCAUAUCCACUUCUCAGUCGUCAAUAGCUUCAUCGUCGAUCAAUGAAAUUAAAUUUCAAGAAUGGAUGGAUAAAAUCGAUUCAAAUUUUGAAAAUUUUUUUUGGAUUAAUGAACUCGAUCAAUCAAGCCAUUUUAUUUAUCGUCGACAGAUCUAUAAAGAUACAGUGAAUUCAACGUUACAAUGGACUGAUUAUCAAUUGAGACCAAAUUGGUUGGUAACAUGUGUCGUAGCACCGGAAAUGUUUAAAGCUGAUCAUAUUUGGCAAGCAUUGAAACAGAUUGAUAGUAUUCUAGUCGGAAAAUAUGGAAUUAAAACGUUAGAUCCCAGUGAUUUGAAUUAUGUUGGUGAUUAUGUGAAUGAUGAUGAUUCAUCGGAUUUUAAACGUGCACAUGGUUAUAAUUAUCACAAUGGACCAGAAUGGUUAUGGUUAAUGGGUUAUUAUUGUCGAGCAAAAUUAUACUGGGCAUCUGUGCUAGAAAAAGACUCAACAAUAAAAGGAAUAUUGAAACAAACGAUUAAACACGUUCAAGAUAUUUUAACUGCCCAUCAACAACUCAUUUUAGCGACAGAUUGGAAAGGUUUACCCGAAUUGACUAAUGCCAAUGGACAACAUUGUUUAUAUUCAUGUGAAAUUCAAGCAUGGAGUAUGUCAACAUUACUGGAAACAAUGUACGAUUUGGAUCAUUUGCAUUUAUAA
Didymodactylos carnosus is the source of this 3930-nucleotide messenger RNA. The record is from the annotation of a GenBank genome assembly. Lineage: Eukaryota; Metazoa; Rotifera; Eurotatoria; Philodinida; Philodinidae.